AUGGCGCCCGCGGCGGCGCUGGUGGCGAUGAUGAUCGCGGCGGCGCUGCAGACGGCCACGCGGCGGUGCUGGACGACGGCGUGGGCAGACGAAACGGCGGCGGCGCUGGUGAUGGAGGCGGCGGUUCAGCCUGAUUCUUUUGAUGGCAAAAACUUCUUGAUGUGGAAAGCUAAGAUGGAAUUGUGGCUAACUGCUAUGUCAUGUUAUCAUGGCGCUGAGGGCAAGCCUGCUAACUUGUCUCCUGAGGAUGAGGCUAAGUUUAAGGCUAAUGACAACCUCUUUCGAGGUGCAGUGAUUAGCACACUUGAUCCAAAGUUCCAGAAAAGCUACAUAAUUCUUCCAAGCGGGAAAGAAUUAUGGGAUGCUCUUGUGGGAAAGUUUAGAGUUACUGAUGCCGGUAGUGAGUUGUACCUCAUGGAGCAACUGUAUGACUACAAGAUGGUUGAGAACGGAUCUGUAGUGGAACAGGCUCAUGAGAUUCAGGCACUAGCUAAGGAGCUCGAACUAUUUCCUUGUCCUCUUCGUGACAAGUUUGUGGCUAACGGUAUAAUCGCCAAGCUUCCACCUUCUUGGAAGGACUUUGGCACAUCUCUAAAACAUAAGAGACAAGAGUUCAAUGUUGAGGAGCUCAUUGGUAUUCUUGAUGUUGAAGAGAGUACUAGAGCUAAGGACAGUGGAAAUGAUGUUGAGACCUCAAUUGUCAAUAUGGUGCAGAAGAGGAACUUCCACAAGAAGAAAAACCAGAAAAAGAAAGAGAAAGUUCCUAAGCCAAUUCAGACCACACAGUUCAAGAAAAAGAACAAUAACAAGAAGGGAGGCUGCUUUGUGUGUGGCAGUGAGGAUCAUUGGGCAAGUGAGUGCUCUGAUCGUAAGUUUCAGCAAGAAAGGAAGUCAGCAAAUAUUGUUACUACUGAUACAACUAGUGGAACAUCUAGGUAUGGUCGGGAGGUCUGA
Sorghum bicolor (sorghum) is the source of this 954-nucleotide messenger RNA. RefSeq lists its product as uncharacterized. NCBI's taxonomy places the organism in Eukaryota, Viridiplantae, Streptophyta, Magnoliopsida, Poales, Poaceae. The transcript has 3 exons. The record is from RefSeq and is a predicted model, not a curated record. The coding region runs from base 1 to 954 and encodes 317 amino acids. Gene Ontology annotation, molecular function: nucleic acid binding; zinc ion binding.